CAGAUACCUGUGAAGAGUGUAGCCUGAGAAAAGAGAAAUGUUCACAUUUGAAAGACAAGUGUAGUUGCCUUUCGCUACACCUAAGUUCAGUAUACUUGGAUAGUAAAGGAAAGUACAAUGACAGUAAAACAGUCUACUCAGUCUACGACUUAAAUGAUUGUUUAAACUUGUGUUGAAAGGGCUGAAUCUGAAAUCCUUGGCAGCACAGUUGAAUUAUUCUGUUGGUUUCUCCAAGAUGCUGAAAUAACAGAGCAGAGCAAUGUAAUCCGUUCUAAAAAGGAGUAGUGAUGUGAUUUCUGGUUGCUUUCGAAUCAUAGGGCACUGACGUCUCCAACGUUAAACUUUGGCAUUUGAUGCCAUUGCUAGAUAAAGUGAUAGUCUCAGAGGGGGGCGUCAGCUUCAGCCCUUUGACAUCUGUUCUCCAGUAGAGUCACGGUAUAAUUCAUCUCGUGUGAACAGAUUCUGCGCACGCGACAACAUUACACAAGAUUGUAGUUCUGCUAUACCUGAGAUUACAGUUUAAACUAUGCCUCAGGAAAACAUGAUCUACUGAGGGAAUAUUUGGUCAAAUUUUUCUCAAUUUCAAUGUCUUUGUUUGUUUUGCAUGCCACUGCAAUGUGCUGCUUGUGCUUCUUGCAAGCUGUAGUGUUAGUACUCACUUCAUAAUACCGUGUAUACAUCACACACAUACUGUAUCUGACAGUCUACGAUACAUGGGAACUAGGAAGUGGUGUCAUAAUUAUGCCAACGCAUCUCUCUGCUUGAGCAAAAAAAGCUGUAGCCUGGACCCAGAUAUUUUUGUGCUGCCUCCUCUAGUCAUUGUAGGAGUUGACAAGAGAGCAUAAACAGAUCUGAGACCAGGCUAAUGGAACUGUGUUGCUGCAUUGUAUAUCACACUGGCAGUCAUCACACUGGCCAUUCACUCUUACUCACUUCGUCUGUAUUAUGGUUGGGGAUUUUGAUUCAACUGUAUCACCGUUUUUUGCUCGUUCAGGGUCUCGUCAUCAUGGAUGAGAUGGAGGACAAGACUUCUGUGCCUUCAGACGAGAGCGAUGUUGAAGUUGAACUACGACGAUCAUCCAAGAUCCAGACAGAAAACAGAAGAACAUCUAGAUGGAGGAAUGGUCAGUGUGUGCUGGCAGUACCCACCUCCUCCAUGCUGAACCCCAGGUUUGAUCUGUCAUUCUGCAGGGCUCUGCUGGAGAGGGAAGGCUUCCAGAUUCCUGUAGCAGACUUUGAGACACCUCUGGAAAUAGCAUUGGACGUGCCCUCAGUCAGGAGAUACCUGUUCUUUAACUCUUCUCUCUUCCACUUCAUCAUGGCACCGAUUCUAUAUGUGGUGAUAUGGUGUGCUGUGUUCUCCACUCUUCACCUCUAUCUCUCAGUCACUGACUACUGGGUCCUCUGCCUGUCUGUCAGUCUGGCCUCCAUCUUCCUCACCACAGCCAUCAUUGUCAUCCUCCACUAUAGUAACAAGGAGAUAAACAUGAACAUUGACGUGCGACUCAUCCAGGUGAAUGAGAGGCUGAGCCGGCAUAAGCUGCUUGUAGGCGUGGCUGACUGGGUGCAGAACUGUACUGGGAGUCUACAGCUGUUCAUUGUGUACUGGGAUACGGCCCACUGCUUGAGGGCACUGACUGAAACUCUAGAGGAGAUGUGCUUUGUCAGAGACGAGGCCCAGAAAAUACUUAAUAAGAGAAUGUCCCACCUUGUCCUGGUGACAGAUGUCAUGACCUUUGAUCCUGUGGCGGGGGGGUCAAGUGUCAAUGAAAGUUCUGAUGAGGAAAGGCCCCUCUUGAUGAACGAUGAGGAGACUGGACACAGUACCUCAACCAGCCAGAGGGAGGACACCAAACUCACCGCUAACUACAGUUUGGUACCGGACCAAAUAUUACCAGCUCAGGCCAAAGCACUCCAACUUUUACUGACCUAUGGUGCGGUGUUUGUCAAGCUGUUAGUGUCUGAAAAGCUGCCAAACUCCACACACCGCCCCCUACGCUCCAGGAGGAAUCACUGCACCACUGCCUCCCUUUGUCUGUGUCAGUAUAUCAAAACCAAGGUUCUACGAUUAUAAGACAGGGACACAGAGAAGCUGAUUCAUUCCACUUUAAAUAAUAUUGUAGGACAGUAUAAUAUUUGCACUGAUCAUGUAACAAUUGCGAUUUGAAACCCACUUCUGUGUAAAAACAAAUUGCAUUAAAUUGUACAAACAAUAAAUAU
Molecule: messenger RNA, 2220 nt
Organism: Oncorhynchus gorbuscha (pink salmon)
Lineage: Eukaryota; Metazoa; Chordata; Actinopteri; Salmoniformes; Salmonidae
Product: transmembrane protein 268-like
Exons: 8
Coding region: 866-2074 (402 amino acids)
Source: RefSeq, a predicted model, not a curated record